AUGGUAAGAUUCAGCUGCCGGGUGCUCUUCUUUCUCGUGGCGGACACAUCUUCUCCUUCCGGCACAAACAAAGGCAAGUUUUUUGGUCUAUUGUCGUGGAAACUGCCAUCGUGCAAACUUCGAAUGAAAAUCUCUUUCUUCCGUUCCUCCCAAUCUCUGUAUACACCAAAACAUUCAUGCACGUAUGUCAGCAAGAUGGCGACACUAAUGCGCAGAUUCUUGGCGGACAGCCUAACAGCAGUGAAGAACGUCUUCAGCCGCACCAGCUCACCCAAUGCGGCAGCAAAUGCCAACUCCAAUGCCGAUAAGCAGAGCACGCGCAGGACGCGACAACCAGCAUCACCAGCACCACUUGCUGGCCCAAGAGUUAUCUCUGGGCGAGUCCCCAGCUCGACACCUUCAAAACGACGGCGACCAUGCCGCAACAUCGAAGACUACAAAUUCCGCCUUGAGAGACUCAUUACCGGCAUUGAUAGCCUCGAGAAUGUCGAGGAACUUCGCGAUGAGCGACAAUACCAAAUUGCCGAUAUCAUGAUGAUCUCCGAUAUCGACCCAACCGUCGACCAACGCAUCGACACUCUCAUUGAACAACAAGAUCGUGCAGAAGUCCUCAUCGACAAGCGACUGAAAAUCCUACAGACAGACGCAGAUGCUCUGGUACAGUCACUAGAACCAGACACCCCGACAGACCGGCCUCCACUCCUACCAUUCUACCUCCGAAGCCAGCUCAAGACCUACGACCGUGCUAGGUCCAUCUACCAGACCCAAGUCACCCAAACUUCAAACUCACAACAUCACUUGGAUAAAAUCUCGGCGAUUUUGCUUCAAGCGAACGAGCAGCAAGCCCGACAUGGCUGGCUGUAUACCCGCAGUUACAUCGAGCGACUCCACGUGCGCAGAGCUGGAAUCUGCAAGCAACGGAGAGUCGCGGAAAGCUGUCGGCAGAGAUUUGCGCUCGAGCUGCGGAAGCUUUGCAAGAAGCAUGUACCAAAGACUUUACAGGAUGAAAAUUUCCCGGGGCUUUUUUCGAAUCGAAUGGCUGGGGAGAUGCGGAGGAGAGAUGGAAAGACACUGUCGUCUGAUGUAAUGGGGGUGCUUCUUGGUGACGUUUUUCUUUACGUAUCGCUCGUCGAUAUCACGACUUCGUCUGACAGUGUGGUAAGGGUAGCAACGCAGCAAGCACAGUGGUCCUUUCGGUACGGAGAGGGCGUGCGAGUGUCAUCCCGAUGGCGGAAGGGAAGGCAAAGCAUCACAAUUGAUGCAUACAGCUCACUGGCGAAAGCUCUAUGGAAGCUACUUGCGUCAGUUCGUCAUGAAAAGGUGCCCGGGCAAUACUGUGAACGGCCCUUUUUGGUGCAUGGUGUUGGUGAACAGAGCGAAUUGUCACUUGUAUCGAUCGAGCUCCUAUAA
Molecule: messenger RNA, 1410 nt
Organism: Pseudocercospora fijiensis CIRAD86
Lineage: Eukaryota; Fungi; Ascomycota; Dothideomycetes; Mycosphaerellales; Mycosphaerellaceae
Exons: 5
Coding region: 1-1410 (469 amino acids)
Source: RefSeq, a predicted model, not a curated record